AUGAGGGAAAUUAUUCACAUCUCCACGGGCCAGUGUGGUAACCAAAUUGGUGCUGCGUUCUGGGAAACGAUCUGUGGCGAGCACGGUUUGGAUUUCAACGGGAACUACCAUGGCCAUGACGCCAUUCAGAAGGAGAGACUGAACGUUUACUUCAACGAGGCGUCCUCCGGGAAGUGGGUGCCCAGGUCUAUCAACGUGGACCUGGAGCCCGGGACCAUUGACGCAGUGCGUAACUCCUCCAUCGGGAAUUUGUUCAGACCGGACAACUACAUCUUUGGCCAGAGCUCCGCGGGCAACGUGUGGGCCAAGGGUCACUACACGGAAGGUGCCGAGCUCGUAGACAGCGUCAUGGACGUCAUCAGACGGGAGGCCGAAGGGUGCGACUCUUUGCAAGGUUUCCAGAUCACGCAUUCUCUUGGUGGUGGUACUGGUUCCGGUAUGGGUACGCUGUUAAUCUCGAAGAUCAGAGAGGAGUUUCCGGACCGUAUGAUGGCGACAUUUUCCGUCCUGCCCUCUCCAAAGACCUCCGACACUGUCGUGGAGCCCUACAACGCCACGUUAUCCGUGCACCAAUUGGUAGAACACUCCGACGAAACCUUCUGUAUCGAUAACGAAGCGCUAUAUGACAUCUGCCAAAGAACCUUGAAGCUGAACCAGCCUUCGUACGGGGACUUGAACAACUUGGUCUCGAGCGUCAUGUCUGGUGUCACCACUUCGUUGCGUUACCCCGGCCAAUUGAACUCGGAUUUGAGAAAAUUGGCAGUCAACCUGGUCCCAUUCCCACGUUUACAUUUCUUCAUGGUUGGGUAUGCGCCACUGACUGCGAUUGGUUCUCAAUCGUUCAGAUCGUUGACCGUUCCUGAAUUGACCCAGCAAAUGUUCGACUCCAAGAAUAUGAUGGCCGCUGCUGACCCAAGAAACGGUAGAUACUUGACCGUUGCGGCAUUCUUUAGAGGUAAGGUUUCCGUGAAGGAAGUGGAAGACGAAAUGCACAAAGUACAAUCCAAGAACUCAGACUACUUCGUGGAAUGGAUCCCUAACAACGUGCAAACCGCCGUGUGUUCUGUCGCCCCACAAGGCUUGGACAUGGCUGCUACUUUCAUUGCUAACUCUACAUCCAUCCAAGAACUGUUUAAGAGAGUCGGCGACCAAUUUUCCGCUAUGUUUAAAAGAAAAGCUUUCUUGCAUUGGUAUACUAGUGAAGGUAUGGACGAAAUGGAAUUCUCUGAAGCUGAGUCCAACAUGAACGACUUGGUCAGCGAAUACCAACAAUACCAAGAGGCUACUGUAGAAGAUGAUGAAGAAGUGGACGAAAAUGGUGAUUUCGGUGCUCCACAAAACCAAGAUGAACCAAUCGCCGAAAAUUUUGAGUAA
Molecule: messenger RNA, 1374 nt
Organism: Saccharomyces eubayanus
Lineage: Eukaryota; Fungi; Ascomycota; Saccharomycetes; Saccharomycetales; Saccharomycetaceae
Gene: TUB2
Product: beta-tubulin
Exons: 1
Coding region: 1-1374 (457 amino acids)
Biological process (GO): mitotic cell cycle; microtubule cytoskeleton organization
Cellular component (GO): microtubule; cytoplasm
Molecular function (GO): structural constituent of cytoskeleton; GTPase activity; GTP binding
Source: RefSeq, a predicted model, not a curated record